GCGAUAUAAAUCACCGACCCCGGAAGAAUCGAGUCGGUCUCCAGCGGGGAAUUGGCGAUGGCUUCGUCGGCUUCCCAGUGGAGCGGUUGCUUUCUUCUCCUUUUCAUCGUCCUCGUCCACUUACCAAUUUGCCAUUCCAUCUACUGCGACGACGACGACUGCUAUGAUCUCCUCGGGGUUUCUCAGAGCGCCAACGCAUCCGAGAUAAAAAAAGCAUACUACAAGCUCUCCCUCAAAUAUCAUCCUGAUAAGAACCCUGAUCCCGAGUCAAGGAAGCUUUUUGUGAAAAUUGCGAAUGCCUAUGAGAUUUUAAAAGAUGAAGCCACAAGGGAGCAAUAUGAUUAUGCAAUUGCACAUCCUCAAGAGGUGUUCUACAAUACUGCUCGUUACUACCGUGCAUAUUACGGGCAUAAAACAGAUCCUCGUGCUGUCUUGGUGGGCCUUAUUCUGGUUGUUUCAGCUUUGCAGUAUCUAAAUCAAUGGUCAAGGUACACACAGGCUGUUGCCAUGGUCAAGAAAACACCAGCCUAUAAAAAUAGGUUAAAGGCACUUGAACUGGAACGCUCUGGAAGUGGGACAAACAGGAAAAAGGGUCAGAAACAAAUUGACAAGAAAGUUGAAGAUGAGCUUAGUGGUGAACUUGAAUUACAUAUUCAGGGAGCUGAGAGACCUUCCAUCUGGAAUCUUAUUGGCGUGCAAUUUAUACUUCUUCCCUACACCCUUGGCAAGCUGUUGAUUUGGCAAACAUGUUGGUUUUGGAGAUAUCAGGUCAAAAAGCUGCCGUACUCAUGGAAUGAUGCUUGUUACUUGACACAAAAGUCUCUCAGAGUACCUUUUGAGGCAUGGAGAAAUAUUGAUGAAUCUAUGAAGGCUAACCUCGUCCAUAAACGUUUAUGGGAGAAAACCAACAUGGAGAUCUACAUGGAAGAGAUGAGAAAAGAAUCAAAACGCCGAAGAUAAAUUCCCAUGAAUAUCGUUCUUGAAAAAUGCAUCUUCCUUUUUCUUUCUACAACUAAAUCUUUUGAUUGCUAAUUCAGCCCAUUUUUCAGAAAGGAAGCAACACGAGGCUGACACCUCAAGAGAGAGGGAAUCUUUUGAUUGCUAAUCUCUUUCUACUUUUUUUUUGAGGGGGACUAUUUGCAUACUGAGUAUUGUUUUUUGUUCCAUACGAACCAAAUUUUUUAGCAAUUUUAAUUUUUGGCUAGCAUACAUUUGGUACUCUAUUUUCUCCCUGCUAUUGUAUUUUUGUUAUACUUACAAAAUAUGAUAUUUAUUUGUCCCAGAGGAAGUAUUGUAAUCUCACUAUAUAUAAAGAGGAAUGUGAAAAUGAAUAAUAUUUUUGAGUUA
Messenger RNA from Zingiber officinale, 1347 nucleotides. Its product is annotated as dnaJ protein ERDJ7-like. Gene Ontology annotation, biological process: protein folding. The transcript is spliced from 10 exons. The record is from RefSeq and is a predicted model, not a curated record. Bases 58 to 960 code for a protein of 300 amino acids. NCBI's taxonomy places the organism in Eukaryota, Viridiplantae, Streptophyta, Magnoliopsida, Zingiberales, Zingiberaceae. Gene Ontology annotation, cellular component: endoplasmic reticulum membrane.